Messenger RNA from Camellia sinensis, 464 nucleotides. The record is from RefSeq and is a predicted model, not a curated record. NCBI's taxonomy places the organism in Eukaryota, Viridiplantae, Streptophyta, Magnoliopsida, Ericales, Theaceae.
AAAGGUGUGCCCAAUCUUUCAAAAGGCGUGCCAUCAAAAGGGGUGCCCAAUCCAUAAAAAGACGUGCAUCAAAAUGCGUGUCCAAUCCAUAAAAAGGCGUGCCAUCAAAAGUUGCGCCCUCAAAAGGCGCGCCCACUUCAUCAAAAGUCGUGCCCGACAGAAAGCGUCGAGCCAUCAAAAGGUGAGCCGGGGACGCGGCGAGGCACGUGAGCGACGGAGCGGCGUGUCGGCCGCGUCGUCAGUGUCAAUAUAAACCAAUGCGGAGGCGGAGGAAACCAAACCAGACUGAAACCUCUGAACUUGUUAUUCUGAAACAAUCUGUAAAUACUCUGUAUCCAACCCUUCUCGGAAACACUCAGCAACCCAAAAAACAUGGCCUCUUCUUCCCGUUCAGCUACCCAGAACAUGGCCUCAUCUUCCCGUGGUCUGCUCACUCUCUUUCCCGACCUCAACGAGUCAACAAG